AUGAUCGGUGCCACGAGGCGCUGGUUUCGGCGCAAUCGCAAAGGCCUCGCAAUCGGUGCUGGCAUUAUCGGCGCUGGCUAUCUCGCGGGACAGUAUGUUCUCUCGAAAAUCACAGAGGCGCGGGAGCGAAUGAGCAGUGACCGAAUUGCCCGAGAGAAUUUACGGCGACGUUUCGAACAGAACCAGACCGAUUGCACCUAUACUGUUUUGGCGCUCCUGCCGACGGCCGCGGAAGAGAUCCUGGAAGCCCUCCCUGUGGAGGCAUUGACCAAAGAGCUACAGAAAAAGCGCGCAGAGAGGCUAGCACGGCUCCAAGCUGGCGAGGGAACUGUAUCGGAUCUGAGCUCGGUCUCCCCCAGUAUAGCUGAGGAUGACCGGCGGAGUCUGUCCAGCUUCCAGAGCGACGGGUUUGUCCGGACGAGUCAACUGGGAGAGUCGACCAUCGAGGGCGACGCGCUGCCACGGGUGAAGCGAAAUAAGACCCAGCUCUGGAAUGAGGUCAAGAUCACCUCUAUCACCAGGUCGUUUACUCUCAUCUACACCCUAUCGCUCUUGACCAUCUUUACUCGCAUUCAACUCAAUCUCCUCGGUCGCCGCAACUAUCUAUCUAGCGUCAUCUCUCUGGCUACACCCCCGGCGAAUGCGUCCACGAUCAAGCUUGAGGACCACGACGAUGAUGACCUCACUCAGACGCUGGGGAAUGAUUUCGAGACAAACAGACGCUAUCUUGCUUUCAGCUGGUGGUUGCUCCAUCGCGGUUGGAAGGAAUUGAUGAACGAGGUCCAGGCUGCGGUCACAGAGGUCUUCGGCUCCUUGAACCCCAGGGAGGACAUUACUGUGGGGAGACUAUCGGCUCUGACCCUGGACAUCCGCAAAAAGGUGGAAGGCACCACUCCAGAGGAUAGAAGAAGCCGAAAAUGGCUCUCCUAUCUGCUCCCUCUGCGUGAUGAGGAGGACCAUCUGUUGAAGGAGUCUGGAGUUCUAGGAGUAACUGAACCUGCAACUUCCCAGUCCGCUUCGACCCUGCGUCAUCUCCUCGACGAGACAGCGGAUCUGAUUGAUUCUCCCACUUUUGGUCGCGUUCUGCAAGCACUCAACGACGAAUGCUUUGGUCUUCUGAUGGGCCAGAUCAUCAAAGAAGCAUUCCAGUCGCCAUCUCAAGGGCCCGAGAGCGCCCCGCAAUCGUUCACCUCAAUUGCUACCGUUGUCCCCCCAGUGAAGACCGUGGAUCUCAAGACGAAGCUAGCUAAUGUGCUGGCUGUGAUGGCGCGCCAGGCGCACGUCAUUGGCAAUGGCACCAACCCGCCCAAUGUGUACCUGACCGCUAUGGAUCAGAAUGUCCGGAAUCUGGAGGCCUUUGCCGCUGUGAUUUACAGCUCGAACUUUGACGUCCAGGUACCGGGCGUGGAACAGAAAACAGAACCGAUCGCCGCGGAGGGAGACGGUGCCGAUACCCCUUCAACCCUCCCUGUCAUGGUGGACAAAGAGGAGGCUGAGGAUGUGGUACAAGCUAGCUCCAGUGCAGGCGCCGGCGAAGAUUCGACCUUCGAAAAGGCAUGGGGAAAGGCAGUGGAGGAGGGAUCGAGUGAACCAGCUCCCUAA
This is a messenger RNA of Aspergillus clavatus NRRL 1, 1602 nucleotides long. Its product is annotated as peroxisomal biogenesis factor 3. Gene Ontology annotation, cellular component: peroxisomal membrane. Gene Ontology annotation, biological process: protein import into peroxisome membrane. The record is from RefSeq and is a predicted model, not a curated record. NCBI's taxonomy places the organism in Eukaryota, Fungi, Ascomycota, Eurotiomycetes, Eurotiales, Aspergillaceae. The coding region runs from base 1 to 1602 and encodes 533 amino acids. The transcript has 4 exons. Gene Ontology annotation, molecular function: protein-macromolecule adaptor activity.